This is a messenger RNA of Neltuma alba, 1691 nucleotides long. RefSeq names its product protein PLASTID TRANSCRIPTIONALLY ACTIVE 14. The transcript has 13 exons. The coding region runs from base 144 to 1592 and encodes 482 amino acids. The record is from RefSeq and is a predicted model, not a curated record. Gene Ontology annotation, cellular component: chloroplast thylakoid; plastid-encoded plastid RNA polymerase complex. Gene Ontology annotation, molecular function: protein-lysine N-methyltransferase activity; protein binding. Gene Ontology annotation, biological process: peptidyl-lysine monomethylation; chloroplast organization; plastid transcription. NCBI's taxonomy places the organism in Eukaryota, Viridiplantae, Streptophyta, Magnoliopsida, Fabales, Fabaceae.
AGAAAAACCGGAUAACGUUCUUUCAGUUUUUCUUCUUUCUUUCAUGGUGCUGCUGCUGCUGGUGCUAUCAUCUCACUAACCACUCGGUGGAGCGCAUUUUAUGCGCUUAGAUUUCCACUCUCUUCAAUCCCUUUUCAUUUCCAAUGGUUUCUUCUUGGCCUCUCUCUCAGCCUACCAGUCACAGCUUCUUCUCUAAAACCCAGUUGAGAGGAUUUGGCCAUGGCUCUCGGCGACCCAGCUUCUCAUUUUGCCGCGACUCCGAAAGCAAAGUUCGACCCAUCAAAGCUUUGGUUGAUUCAGCCCCAUUCCCCUUAUUCCAACCUCCCAAAGUUGAAGAGUCGUCGUCUGAGUUGGAGCCAGCAGACCCUGAUUUCUACAAGAUAGGUUAUAUUCGAAGCAUGCGAGCUUAUGGAGUUGAGUUUAAGGAAGGGCCUGACGGUUUUGGUGUGUAUGCUUCUAAAGAUGUUGAACCUCUUCGCCGACCCAGGGUUAUAAUGGAAAUUCCUCUUGAAUUGAUGUUAACCGUGCGUCAGAAGCUCCCAUGGAUGUUCUUCCCUGAUAUAAUUCCAGUGGGACAUCCAAUAUUUGAUAUUAUCAACUCAACAAAUCCAGAGACAGAUUGGCACCUUAGGUUAGCAUGCCUGCUGUUAUAUGCAAUGGACUGUCAGGAAAACUUUUGGCAGUUGUAUGGUGACUUCUUACCCAGUGCUGAUGAGUGCACUAGCUUACUUCUGGCGAAAGAGGAAGAACUGUUGGAGCUGCAGGAUUCGAAUCUUGCAUCUACCAUAAGGAAUCAGCAACGUCAUGCCUUAGAAUUUUGGGAGAAGAAUUGGCACAACAGUGUUCCCCUUAAGAUAAAGCGUCUUGCUCGUGAUCCUCAAAGGUUCAUGUGGGCAGUUGGUAUAGCACAAUCACGAUGCAUUAACAUGCAAAUGAGGAUUGGUGCACUACAUCAAGAUGCAAAUAUGCUGAUUCCUUAUGCUGACAUGCUGAACCAUUCGUUUGAGCCAAAUUGCUUUUUCCAUUGGCGCUUCAAGGACCGGAUGCUUGAGGUGCUGAUAAAUGCGGGACAGAGGAUUAGAAAGGGAGAUGAGAUGACGGUUGAUUACAUGAGCAGACAAAAAAAUGACAUGUUUAUGCAAAGAUAUGGCUUCUCAUCAUCUGUGAAUCCUUGGGAUGAGAUCAAAUUCUCUGGAGAUGCACGCAUACAUUUGGAUACCUUCUUGUCAGUGUUCAACAUAUCUGGCCUUCCUGAAGAGUAUUAUCAUAACACUCUGCUAUCUAAUGAGGGCGAUACUUUUGUUGACGGAGCAGUCAUAGCUACAGCACGAACACUGCCAACUUGGUCAGAUGGGGAUGUUCCUCCAAUUCCUAGUGUGGAACGGAAGGCUGUGAAGGAGUUACAAAAUGAAUGCCAACAAAUGCUUUCAGAAUUUCCCACAACCUCCAAGCAAGACCAAAAAUUGCUAGAUUCACUGCAGGAUGCUACCAGGACUCUUGAAGCUGCAAUAAAGUACAGAUUGCACCGGAAGUUGUUCAUAGAGAAAGUCAUCCAAGCAUUGGACAUCUAUCGAGACAGAUUACUCUUCUGAUUUCAAGUCACUAGGUUGUAUUAUGUGAGAAAUUUUGUGACAUGCGUGGUUAUACAGAUAAUGCUUAGGUUAUCCAUGCUUCUCUUUCUAUGGUUUUCA